GAAAAAUACUAAAUCAAAAUAUCCGCUCUCUUACUCCAUCACUAAAUAUCCCAACAGUUCAGAAAAUAAUGCUCUUUCCCCCCCAUCUUUAACCCUCCUGGAGCUCACAAGAUUCUCAAUUGUACUGCACAUAUGUCGCUUCAAGCUUAAAGGUGCUCAGAAUAAAGCUGUAAGCACAAAUUUUUUGUGCGGACUGAGAAGAAUUGGUUUGAGCUACUGUAGUGAAAUUUGAGGCGAAAAAGGAGACAUGUCAGAUAAAAAGGACUGCGGCAAGCACGGCGGCGUCCGCCGGGACAGCUUAUUCAUAAGACGCCGUGCCUGGGGCAGCUGCUGCGGAUGCCUGAUGUUCUUGAUCAUAAUCGUCCUUUUCGCAAUUCUAAUCGUUUACCUGGUUCUCCGCCCGCAUAAGCCCCGGUUCUAUGUGCAGGAUGCGACCGUCCGCCAAUGGAACACUUCUGGCGACCUGCUGACUUCCAGCUUGCAGUUCACCGUCCUGUCGCGAAACCCUAACAACCGGAUCGGCAUCUAUUAUGACCAGAUCGGCGCCUACGCUACCUACAUCGGCCAGCAGGUGACCGUCUAUUACCCGUUGUCGCCGUUUUAUCAGGGCCACAAAGAAGUCAAUGUUCUGUCUCCGGUCCUGUAUGGAAACCUCGUUCCGCUGGCUCCGUUUAUUGCCGAUCAUCUGAAGGUCGAUCAACAGACCGGCGUCCUGACGUUAAAUCUGCGGAUGAGCGGAAGAAUUCGUUGGAAGGUCGGUACCUGGACUUCCAGUCAUUACCGUUUGAACGUGAAUUGUUACACCAUUUUAGGGUUAAGCGGAUCCGGCUUCGUGGGCCAGGCCCCUUUGCAGCCCGGCACCAGGUGUGACGUUAGCGUUUGAGUCGGUAUUUUGAUUUCUCUUCUUCGUCUCUUCUCUAAUUACGGUAAUUUCCAGUCAUCCAAAUAAGGCCGCAUGAAUCAGUGCCAUUCCGUAAAUGAAUAAUGGCCUUGUCUCGCCUCUGGCAGAAGCCUAGGAAAGAACCGUGUCUUCUUUGCACUCUCUCUCUCUCUCUUAUUUUGUAUAUAUUUGUACAACUGGAUAUUAUAUAUUAUAUAUAUGCUUUAAAUA
Molecule: messenger RNA, 1111 nt
Organism: Cryptomeria japonica (Japanese cedar)
Lineage: Eukaryota; Viridiplantae; Streptophyta; Pinopsida; Cupressales; Cupressaceae
Product: NDR1/HIN1-like protein 12
Exons: 2
Coding region: 248-883 (211 amino acids)
Biological process (GO): defense response to other organism
Source: RefSeq, a predicted model, not a curated record